AUGCUCAAGUUCCCAAAACAAUCCUAUGACCAUCUCAUCAACCACUUCUACUCCAUCAUCCUCAUCCUCCUUAUCAUCAUCUUUGGGAUCUCCAUUCCAGCAUUUCAACGAACCCCAUUUCACCUCUUCAAUCAUCUGUCUUUCAUUCAUGGACUCGCUUUCUAUCUACUCGCCAUCUCCAUUCUCAUGUUCUACUUCUUAAACAAGCCAAGAACCGUCUACCUCCUCGACUUUGCUUGCUUCAAACCUUCACCCGUUCUUCGAGUUCCCUUCGCCACCGCGGCUGAACACGGCCGCAUCAUCUUGGCAUCUCAGCCCAAAAGUAUUGCUUUCCAAGUUAAGAUCUUUGAAAGAUCUGGUUUGGGUGAAGAAACAUGUUUACCACAUCCAUUACACUAUCUACCACCAAACCCUAAUAUGAUGGAUGCUAGAGAUGAGUCCCAUUUGGUCAUAUUCUCAGCCAUGGACUCUUUGUUUCGACAAACUGGACUUGACCCUAAAGACAUCGAUAUUUUGAUCGUUAACUGCAGCUUGUUUUCACCAACUCCUUCUAUUUCAGCCAUGGUGGUUAACAAGUACAAGAUGAGAAGUAAUGUCAAGAGUUUUAACUUAUCAGGAAUGGGGUGUAGUGCUGGAUUGAUAUCCAUAGAUUUCGCCAAAAACUUACUCCAAGUUCACCCCGAAGCAUAUGCAGUUGUGAUCAGUACUGAAAUAAUUACCCCAAAUUCUUAUAUGGGUAAAGAAAGAUCGAUGCUUCUUCCAAACUGUCUUUUCAGAAUGGGAGGUGCAGCAAUCUUGUUGACCAAUAAACGGUCGCAACGUAAGCAUGCAAAGUACAGUCUCUUGCAUGUGAUUCGAACCCAUAAAGGAUCCGAUGAAAAAUCUUACCGUUGUGUUACACAAGAAGAAGACAAAGAAGGGCAUGUGGGUAUAGCUUUAAACCUUGAUCUCAUGGUGAUCGCUGCCAACUCUUUGAAGGCCAACAUCAGCACCAUCGGGCCAUUGGUGCUUCCGCUAUCAGAACAGCUCUUGUUUGUGUUCAAUCUUAUGGGAAGAAAGUUUCUUAAGCUUGAUCUGAAACCCUACAUUCCUGAUUUCAAGAAAGCUUUCGAUCAUUUCUGCAUUCAUGCAGGUGGACGGGCUGUAAUCGAUGAACUCCAAAAGAAUCUGAGGUUGUCACCGGAGCACGUUGAAGCUUCAAGAAUGGCGUUGCACAGAUUUGGAAACACAUCGUCAUCUUCACUGUGGUAUGAAUUAGGGUAUAUAGAAGCGAAAGGGAGGAUGAAGAAAGGAGAUAGGGCAUGGCAAAUAGGGUUUGGGAGUGGGUUUAAAUGCAACAGUGCGGUCUGGAAAUGUAACAGAGAUAUUGAAGCUACUAAAAAUGGUGGUGCAUGGGAUGAUUGCAUUCACAGGUACCCAGUAUACGAGCCAGAUGUGGUCAAGCUCUAAACUAGGGUUGAAAUUGUCAUUUCACUUUCGUACGUGUGGCCUAACUAGAACAUUUAAUUAACCUCAAAUAAAUAAGAUUUCAGGUGUUGUUAUAUAUAGGUGGACCUGUAUUACUUUUCGGUAUAUGUAGUUGGUAAGCACUUAUCGAUGAUGUUUAUCGGGCAAUAAUUUCUUUCACUUA
Cynara cardunculus var. scolymus (artichoke) is the source of this 1630-nucleotide messenger RNA. RefSeq names its product 3-ketoacyl-CoA synthase 6-like. The record is from RefSeq and is a predicted model, not a curated record. Gene Ontology annotation, cellular component: membrane. The transcript has a single exon. Gene Ontology annotation, biological process: fatty acid biosynthetic process. Gene Ontology annotation, molecular function: acyltransferase activity, transferring groups other than amino-acyl groups. NCBI's taxonomy places the organism in Eukaryota, Viridiplantae, Streptophyta, Magnoliopsida, Asterales, Asteraceae. The coding region runs from base 1 to 1449 and encodes 482 amino acids.